UCUUUUUUAAUUUCUCUCUAAUUCUCUCUCUCUCUCUCUCUCUCUCUCUCUCUCUCUCCACGUGUGCGAGCUUUCAGCUUCUGGAAACGGCUUAGCAAAUAAAUUAGGGCUCUUUCUCUCUCUCUGGAUUCUAGAGGAGUAUAGACUGUGGCCGCCAUGCGCAAGUCUUUUAAGGAUUCUCUCAAGGCCCUCGAAGCUGAUAUUCAGCAUGCCAACACUCUGGCUUCUGAUUAUCCAAGGGAGUAUGAUGGUGCUUGUCUCCAAAUGAGAUUAUCGUAUAGCCCGGCUGCUCACGUGUUUCUAUUCCUUGUUCAAUGGAUGGAUUGCAGCCUUGCAGGUGCCCUUGGAUUGCUGAGGAUCCUCAUCUACAAGGAUAACAAAUUCAUUUAUAAAGGAAAAAGUACAAGGCUAACAACAACAAACGAAAAAGCUCAGGGAGAUGUUAAGAAGAUAUCUCAGGUUUAUGUAGAUGGCAAAACUAUCAUGUCAGUCCAUGAAAGAAAAGCAAGUAUAAGAGAGUUCUAUGCUGUGAUAUUCCCUUCUUUGCUGCAACUUCAAAGUGGUAUCACUGAAAUGGACGAUCGAAAACAGAGAGAUGUAUAUAUAAUGAAAUAUAGGAAGAAAGCUGACAGAGAAAGUGCCCAACUCUCUGAAAUUGAUAUUGAGAGAGAAGAAGAAUGUGGGAUAUGCAUGGAGGUGAACAGCAAGGUUGUUUUGCCUAAUUGCAAUCAUGCAUUCUGCAUGAAAUGCUACCGAGAUUGGCGUGCACGAUCUCAGUCGUGCCCCUUCUGCCGAGAAAGCCUAAAGCGAGUGAACUCGGGUGAUCUUUGGAUCGUCAUCGAUACCCAUGAAAUCAUGGACAUGGAAGCCAUCACCAGGGAGAACUUAAGGAGGCUCUUCAUGUACAUAGAUAAGUUGCCUCUUAUCGUUCCUGAUACUGUCUAUGUCUCCUAUGAUUCUCUUGUUAGAUGAGUUCUUAGAGAGAAGCAGAAGCAGAUCUCUCUCUCUCUCUCUCUCUCUCUCUAUUGCUGGGCAUGAUGCCAAUGAUUCUUGUCACUCAUUCUUGCCAAGCUUCUGUAUAGGCAGUCUCUCACUGUAUAGAGUGCAUCCUUUUAUAAUGAAAGCUGUAAAUUUC
Molecule: messenger RNA, 1135 nt
Organism: Amborella trichopoda
Lineage: Eukaryota; Viridiplantae; Streptophyta; Magnoliopsida; Amborellales; Amborellaceae
Product: E3 ubiquitin-protein ligase AIRP2
Biological process (GO): protein ubiquitination
Molecular function (GO): ubiquitin protein ligase activity
Source: RefSeq, a predicted model, not a curated record